This is a messenger RNA of Tuber melanosporum (Perigord truffle), 1753 nucleotides long. RefSeq lists its product as uncharacterized. Gene Ontology annotation, cellular component: mitochondrion; cytosol. Gene Ontology annotation, biological process: glucose 6-phosphate metabolic process; glycolytic process; intracellular glucose homeostasis. Gene Ontology annotation, molecular function: mannokinase activity; glucokinase activity; fructokinase activity. The record is from RefSeq and is a predicted model, not a curated record. NCBI's taxonomy places the organism in Eukaryota, Fungi, Ascomycota, Pezizomycetes, Pezizales, Tuberaceae. The coding region runs from base 108 to 1601 and encodes 497 amino acids. The transcript has 7 exons.
CCGACAAUAACUUCUUACCUCUCUCUCAUUCUUUCCAUUCGUUUCUUCCCUGGGAUUUGCCAUAGCUUCUCUCAUUCGCAAGGCUCCAUCACCCUGCGCAAAAAAAGAUGUAUCUCAGUGCAUCUCGCAAGCCGCCUAGCCGCAAAGGCUCCAUGCACGAUGUGCCGAACGAUCUCAUGAAGCACAUCCAUGAACUCGAGAAGAUGUUCACCAUUGAUACGCCAAAGCUCCAUGAGAUUGUAUCCGUAUUCCAAGAGGAACUGAUCAAGGGGUUAUCUGUGGCAGGCGGCACAAUUCCCAUGAACCCAACCUGGGUGAUUGGAUAUCCCACUGGCGAUGAGACGGGCACCUACCUCGCUCUUGAUAUGGGCGGAACAAAUCUUCGUGUUUGCGAGGUUGAGCUUCCUGAAGAGAAGGGCCAGUAUGAAAUCUGUCAGUCCAAGUACCGCCUUCCAGAAGAGAUCAAAUCUGGCACUGGGGAACAGCUUUUUGAUUACAUUGCCGAGUGUGUCAAGCAAUUCUUGGUCGCAAAUCAUGACGGCCAAGAUGUCAAGGAUCUGAAGGAGCUACAUCUUGGUUUUACCUUCUCAUAUCCGUGCGAGCAGAAUGCUAUUGAUCAUGGUAUCUUGCAACGUUGGACCAAAGGUUUCGAUAUUGAAGGUGUUGAAGGCCAUGACGUUGUUCCCAUGUUCGAAGCUGCUCUCGAGAGAAAGGGGGUCCCAAUCAAAAUUACUGCUUUGGUCAAUGACACCACUGGAACUCUGAUCGCUUCUGCGUAUACCGACAAUACUACCAGAAUCGGUUGCAUCUUCGGUACUGGUUGUAAUGCUGCCUACAUGGAGACCGUUGGCUCUAUUCCUAAGCUUGCUCAUAUGAAUCUUGAUCCUAAACUCGAUAUUGCUAUUAAUUGUGAAUGGGGGGCGUUCGACAAUGAACAUCGUGUCCUUCCUCGCACUGUAUAUGACAAGCAUAUCGAUGAGCACUCUCCCCGCCCAGGACAGCAAACAUUCGAGAAGAUGGUUGCAGGUCUUUACUUGGGAGAAAUUUUCCGUUUGGUUCUUGUUGAUCUCCAUUCCAACCCUGACGUUAAGAUCUUUGAAAAGCAGGACAUUAGUGCUCUUCAGACUGAGUAUUCCUUAGAUUCUUCCUUCCUAGCCGAGAUUGAGAGUGAUCCAUGGGAGAAUUUAAUGGAAACUCAUGCCCUCUUUGAGAAGAAGUUGAAGAUUGAGACUACCGAGCCUGAGCGCAAGCUCAUCCGUCGCCUUUCGGAGCUCAUAGGAACUCGUGCCGCCCGCCUUUCUGCCUGUGGCGUUGCAGCCAUUUGCAAGAUGAAGAACAUUGAAUCUUGCCAUGUUGGCGCUGACGGCUCUGUAUUCAACAAGUAUCCCAACUUUCAGGAACGUGGUGCAAAAGCUCUUCGCGAAAUCUUCGGCUGGGGGAGGGCGGUUAGGAAGGAUCCUAUCCAGAUUGUUCCCUCUGAGGACGGAAGCGGUGUCGGUGCUGCUUUGAUUGCCGCACUCACCAUGAAGCGUAUCAGGGGGGGUAUUCAUGCCGGUGUUAACGUCAAGCGCAAGAACUCGUUGAUUCCUCCAGUCCCGUAAAAAAAAAAAGGAAACGGGUUGUGUUGCGGGGGGGUCCUAUAGUCUGGUUUUGUUUGCUCUGCUCUAGGUCUCUGUACGUUCUAAUACCUAAAAUCUUUCUGCUAUGCCACUUGAAUUGAAAUGAUACAAUCAUUUUAUUGCUAUUACCGAUA